AUGACUGAACUGCCGGAGUUAAUGGUGAACAGGAGCCGGAACUCUCUAGGGCUAGCUCCGUCAAACGCUGUCUCUCAGCGCGCCAAGACAGACGGAGAACAGUCUAUAACAAUCCAAAACACUUGUCUUGGAAAGAAUCGGUUAACUUUCUCCACACAGGCAGCGUCAACCAUUAUUAUGCCCUCUAUGGAAACUGAAAGCUCAAACACUUCACGCGCGGAAGAACUCAAAUUCCAAGCAAAUGAAGCCUUCCAAGCCCAUAAAUAUUCACUAGCCAUUGAUUUGUACACACAAGCGAUUGAAUUAAACUGUGAAAAUGCGGUAUACUGGGCAAAUCGUGCGUUUGCGCACACUAAAUUAGAGGAAUAUGGCAGUGCUAUACAGGAUGCAACAAAGGCUGUUGAAAUUGAUCCCAGAUAUUCAAAGGGUUAUUAUAGGCGGGGAGCGGCACAUUUGGCAAUGGGGAAGUUCAAGGAAGCACUCAAGGAUUUUCAACAGAAUAGAGGGAAUACUGAUGGCUUUAUUCAUCUUUUGUGGCAGAAUACACUAUUCAUUUAG
Ilex paraguariensis (yerba mate) is the source of this 558-nucleotide messenger RNA. The record is from the annotation of a GenBank genome assembly. NCBI's taxonomy places the organism in Eukaryota, Viridiplantae, Streptophyta, Magnoliopsida, Aquifoliales, Aquifoliaceae.